AUGGAUACGCUCGGCUCGAUUUCGGCAUCGUUUCUGUCGGGAUUCUCCGUGUCGACCGCACGACUCGCGUACCUGGACAUAUGCGACGUUUGCACAACGCUGACGAGAGCGUUCCAAACGCAAUUGUUCAUCAACAUCGUCGGCAACGUGUUCGGCGUCACGUUCAUGAUGCUCUCCGCGUUCAACACGCUCAUGUCCGACGGCUCCAACACCAUCCGAAUCACGCUGUACUUUCUUUACGAGUCUCUCGUACGCACGCUGCAGAUGUACUUCAUCAUCGACGCUUGCCAUACGACCGUCGAACAGGUACAAUUAUUCAUUUUGGAGAUGUUGGAUCAUAAAAUAGAAUUUGUUAUUUAUGGUUUCAUAUGUCUGGACUUUGAAAUGUUUGUAUCGAUAAUGGGUACCAUAGCUACGUAUUUUCUGAUUUUGGUUCAAUUAGGAUCUUCACCAGAUGUCUUGUGUGGAAGAACCCCAGCAAGAAUUGAUGAUGAAACUCGAGGCCCUGGAAUAUCAUCAUGUUGUUAUCAUGGUGAUCUGCAAACGGUUUGUGGUUUUCCGCCGGUACCAAUUUCUAACGUACCAUUAGAAUGCACGUCCUUAGUAUAUGAUGGGGCUUAUAUUAAUUUAUAUCACUACGUUUGUGAUAACAUUACUAAUGGCGAUUUCGAACAAUUAGAUAAGAUUUUGGUGAGUGGUAAGUCUGCAUAUUUAUACUUCGGUCAUGCUUCUCAAAAAGAAUGGAGUAUAAAACUUGCUAAUGAAACUUGCAAUGGAGGAAACAACUCGAAAGAGGACAUGAAAGGAUUAAAGGUUUUCUUUGACAAUCAUCCAAAUAUCACUGGUCUUAUUAUUGGAAAUUUAGAGUACACAUAUUAUUCCGAAGAAUUUCCGACAUAUACAGAAAAUUUAAAAAUCUAUCUCGAGACGAUGAGAUCAAUUUUUCCAAAAUUAAUAAUUGGUCUAGCUUUCAGAGGAGUGCUUCUAAUAGAUCAGUUUACCUACUCAUCGUUAAAAUGGUUGGAUAUUGGUGUAAUAGCUUCUGUUACGGAUUUUUUCCUUAUUGAUGCAGUGUUACUAAAUGAGUGUACUAAGGACUUCAUAACUACUGGAUUAUCUCCAAAAACGUCAUCAUUAACAAUUUAUACAUUGGAUAAAUUAAAAGAUGUCUUAAUUCAAGGAUCAUUUCCAAAAGAAAAAACAUAUUUUAAAUAUAUGAUAAGUCCGAGAUCAUCCGACAAUACAACUGAGGAUUGUACUUUGACUCUUGAACAGAUGUGUUUAACGCCACAAAAUUCAUGUAAUUGGUGUGUAGAAACCGAAUCAUCGUUAAAUGAAAAAGGUAAAUUUGCAAAUGAAAAUGGAGCGGGAUUUAUGGUUACUUUUAUCGAUAUAAAUGACCCUAAUAACCACUGUGGCUGUGAAAAACCAUAUUCUUGGUUCUACGCUAUACUCGAUGGCUGGAAUGGUGCUAUAACAAAAGUUUGUGAUUUAUUAAAAAGAGAUUAG
Molecule: messenger RNA, 1509 nt
Organism: Rhopalosiphum maidis (corn leaf aphid)
Lineage: Eukaryota; Metazoa; Arthropoda; Insecta; Hemiptera; Aphididae
Exons: 11
Coding region: 1-1509 (502 amino acids)
Source: RefSeq, a predicted model, not a curated record